AUUAAAGAGAGGGGAUCGAUUGGUCAGGCCUUACUGCAAAAUGGCGGCCACCGCGACUACUAACCCGUCUCAGCUUUUACCGCUCGAGCUGGUGGAUAAAUGCAUAGGCUCUCGCAUUCACAUUGUGAUGAAAAGUGAUAAAGAAAUUGUUGGUACACUGCUAGGAUUUGAUGACUUUGUCAACAUGGUAUUAGAAGAUGUUACAGAAUUUGAAAUCACACCUGAAGGACGAAGAAUCACAAAGCUUGAUCAGAUUUUGCUGAAUGGAAAUAACAUAACAAUGCUGGUUCCUGGAGGAGAAGGACCGGAAGUGUAAAUAAUCUGAAUUGCUAUCACUGAAGACUUUCUGUUAAAUAUUUUGUAUGAAUACCUUUGUGAAAUGUAAUGAGCUUUUUAUUUGUACAUUUCAAGUUGAUAUUUGAAUACAAAAUGCAAUUUCCAUUUCAGGGAAAAUGCAUUGUUUAGAUGACUUUGUAAGUUUAAAUGAUUGUUGUAAAAGCAAAAUUGAGUUGCUGGUAAGAGCAAUGGGAAAAAUUAAGUGAUGAAUACAGUUUUUGUAACUCUGAAAUGUGCUUACUGCAAAUUUUGAUGUCAGAUAGAAUGAUGAAUCUUCUGUGGUUCUUUUUCAGCCUUCUUAGAGUGGGUAUAAAUUUUACAUGUUAAAAAAAACUAUCCGGACUAUUUAAUCUGUGCUUCCCAAAGAGUAUAGGAACACAUUUCCUCCUUCUCCUCUAUUGUGUUCAAGAUCUAGGCUAUUAUUAUAUGCUGAAAUACCUUGUGAUUUGUUUGAGAAAAGUAACACUGGGCUCAUUCUCAUAUAAUGGUAAAUUAAUUAACCCAAAGUUCCUGCUGUUAUGUACAAGGAGAUAGUUUUCUGUUUAUGAGAGUAUGUUUCUCACCAAGUCCCUACUAUAAUAUUAUACUUUAUGCUUGAUAUUGUUCACUUAAUUAAAACAGUAUUCCAAGUAGCCUUUAACACCUCCAUGAGCAGUUUAAGUAGUGUAUCCCUGAAUAACAAAGUUGAUAAGUUGAACUUGAGAAUAAUGGAAAUCAUUGGAAGGAAUUAUGUCCUUUCCAGAAAACCAUUGCAAAAACUUAAAAAUUUAAAACUAUUCAAAAUUGUUUUUGUAGUGUAAAGCUAUUUCAGGAGCCAAGAGAGUGCUAACUUAAGCUCAUUGAAAUAAAGUUUUCUUUUUCAUCUACCCAGCUGUGCCUUCAUGCUCUAUUCUGUUUUGUUCAGGAGAGUUUUUCAGCCCUCUGACAGUGUCUGUAGGAGAGGGGAUAGGAAACCAUUCUUCCAUCCAGUCCACUACCCAGAAAAUGGAGUGUCACAUCCCCCACCCCAAAAACCCCUCUUCUUGAGUACAAAUGAGUCUUGCCUCCUUUGCUUAUGUGUAAUUUUUAAAAUAUAACAUAUCUGAACCGAAUAGCAACACAAAAGUGCAAUACAAUAAACUCUGAGAUGAAAAAGUUGCAUUAUAACUAAACUGCAAUGAGUUCACCACAAAAGCGUGGUGAACUCUAUCUUAAACUGUUUCAACACUGAAUAAAGAGGUCCCAUUUAUCAUUAACCUUUAUUCUCUAACUUUGGUGUGAAAUGUGGAAAUCCUCCCAGAGGACUUAUUAAUUGUUGGUGGACUAACUUCCUUUCAUCUAUAAGAGGUUGCAGAACAUGCUGCUGUCAUAACAAAGAACUCACAAUCUGAUGUGAGGUUCUUUUGGGGUCUUCUAAUGCAGUUGUGCCUUUAAGACAGGGGUCUCAAACUCGCGGGCCAAUUGCUGGGACGGGCAGGGCACGGGGGAGGGUCCCUGCAGCCUUCAAAGUGCUGGCGGCGCCCGGGCCGGCCGCGGGAUGAGUGGCCCACCACCGCCGCGGUGGUGGAAUACUUGAUGCGGCCCAGCCUUACCCAGACUCUACUUUCAGUGGCCCCCAGGUAAGUUGAGUUUGAGAUCCCUGCUUUAAGAUAACCAAAUAAACUUGCCAGUAGAUCUUGGGAAAGCUCAUAACACACGACUUUUUAAAUAAUUCACAGAAGUAGUACAAGUAUUUUCCCCUGGUUAAUUCUUUAGCAUUGUUCAGUAUAUUUGAACAUAUUUUUACAGUAAGGGUAGGCACUUAAAAGCUGGCAUGAUCAGGGCUAGCAUCCCUGCAACCUCUAAUACCCCACUCUCCUCUUCUUCUUUUUUUUUAAGACAACCCUCCUGUUCACAUGUGCUCUCUGUCCCAUAAUGUGAAUCAUAUUCUACUAGCCUACCAGGCAUGGAGUGUUGAUGCAGUUUUAAAGAAUUGAAUGGCAUGUGGUGGUGGGAUGAAGAGAAGUGUACAUUGUUUGCUUCUCAUGGCUACCUAAAGGGGGCACCAGAAGGGGCACUAGGUCCUACUUCUAAAAUUGCUUAGCUGCACUGCUGGAUGCUUGCUCUUUCACACACUGGGGACUUUACUCACUUUCUAAAAUAUUGGCACUGUGUGUCCACUAGAGGGCGACCAUCCAAAUUAAAGCUAUAAGUGUAAGGCCAGAAUCCAGACUAAUGUUUAUAUUUUGAGUAUAAAAUGCAUGCGGCGAGAACUAGCAGUUAGUGCUUUUUGUGGUAAAAUUAAAGUAAUAUCAAAAAAAUUGAAAUACCACAAAAACAUGAAAGCAAUGUCAGCAAUUCCAAUUUUUACUUCAUGCUUUCUAAAUUUAAUUAUUGUACAUACAAGUUUGUUUACAUAAUAACCUUUCAUGACAAAAAAUAGUUAUGUGGUUUUUCAAUUCACACAAUUUUAACUGACUGACUGUGGCUUGUAAGCAGAUAUGUAAACCACCUAGUGUUUAGCAGAAAAAAGGAAGAAAAUGCUAAUAAUUUCUCUCAAUUCUAGUUUGAAUAUUCUGUUAAUUUAUUUGUGUUUCUGUAAUCUCCCAUGUAUAUUAACAUAAUCUCUUCUGUAAAGUAUUUGCUUUGAAUGUUCAACCUUUUAUUAAACACUUGCUCAACAUCA
This is a messenger RNA of Varanus komodoensis (Komodo dragon), 2980 nucleotides long. RefSeq names its product LSM5 homolog, U6 small nuclear RNA and mRNA degradation associated (gene LSM5). Gene Ontology annotation, biological process: mRNA splicing, via spliceosome. The record is from RefSeq and is a predicted model, not a curated record. The transcript is spliced from 5 exons. Gene Ontology annotation, molecular function: RNA binding. Gene Ontology annotation, cellular component: U4/U6 x U5 tri-snRNP complex; Lsm1-7-Pat1 complex; U6 snRNP. Bases 41 to 316 code for a protein of 91 amino acids. Lineage: Eukaryota; Metazoa; Chordata; Lepidosauria; Squamata; Varanidae.